GGGCUCGGCGGCGUUCGGUGCUGAAGUGGGGCGGAUGGCAGAAAAACAGCGGCGAUGGACAUAACACCGCGGGAUACCCAUUUACGAUGUCGUUAAACGAGCAUCGGGACGUCGCGUUUUCCCACCUAUCACCCUAGGACGCUGACAGCUCGACACAAAGGGAUGCUGUUCUUUCACCGCUCCCUGUACUCGCAUGUCCAUAAAUGACCCUUUCAUCGAGACCCGAGGAAGCCUAGGAGGCGACGGUGAGCCAAGCGAAAAAGAAGCGAACGAAAUAAGGAACCAAGGGGGGAGGACGUAGUCGCAUCUCACCUCAGCUUUCGAGUCCAUUUCUGCGCCAGUCGGUCAGGGAUGGUGACACCAGUAACCUCUCUGCCCUGUGGUGAAAAGAACGUCAUCGCCGCGCCCAGCAUCUGCAGCAAGCCAAACAGACACUCAGACAGUCCACCAGUCAGUCACUUCGUCAACCAGCCUGCUAUCAUCCAGCAACCUAUUACCUCACGCCAUGACUGCUCUGUCUGACCUGUGUUUAGGAACUCACUAAUUCAUGCCCCGGAGUGUGAGUGGAGUGGAGAUGAGAAAAAGGCAGGCGGCUCAUAUCGAGGCCCCUCCCCAGGCCCCCGGACAGCCCCGACCCAACACCUGCUGCCUCUGCUGGUGCGGCUGCUGCAAGUGUCUCUGGAAUGAGGACAGAAUGGAGAGGAGUGAACGGCAGACCUGCACCAAGAUGGACAGUAUUGAAGCUGCUGAAGAACAACACCCCAGUCUGGACGAGGUGCUGUCGUGGGCUCGGAGCUUCGAGAUGAUGCUGCGCUCGCUGGAGGGCCGGGAGAUCUUCCGGGAGUUCCUGCGCUCCGAGUACAGCGAGGACAACCUGCUCUUCUGGUUGGCCUGUGAAGAGCUGAAAAAGGAGACGAAUCCCCCGGUGGUGGAUGAGAAAGCCAGGAUCAUAUACGAAGAUUACGUGUCCAUAUUGUCACCCAAAGAGGUGAGUCUGGACUCGCGGGUCAGAGAAGGAAUCAACCAGAGCCUGGCGGAGCCCAGCAACCUGAUGUACGAGGAGGCCCAGCUCCAGAUCUACACCCUGAUGCACCGCGACUCCUACCCCCGUUUCCUCAACUCCUCCGUUUACAGAGACCUCCUGGCCAACAGGAGGCGCACCUGCCUCGACACCUAGAGCCCUCCGCCCUCCGUCAUUGCCAUCGAACGCCAACAAGACUACUACUUAAACUUCAAAUACUACUAUGGUGCCAGAAGUCGGGUUUGGAACAUCUCUCCCUCUGUUUUCGAUUGAAAAGACUGAAUGACAUCCAAGAUAGCUGGUUGUUUUUUUUUUUGGUUUAGUUUUUUUAUUUAUAUUUUUUAAAGCAAUUUCUAUCCAGUUCUCCACUGGAGCCAGGUCGGCCUUUGCUGGUUGGUUUUCUUGGUCGGUUUGAGACCAAUAACGCUGGCCAGUGAUUGUUUUGCUAGCAGUUUGUGCUGUUUGUUUCGGUCGACCGGCCGACCCACGUAUCAGCUAUCGGUGUGAACCUGAUGGCCAGCUGUUGGUUAACUGUGGACAAGGACUCCUCAGGCGGUGGGGACAGAACGAGAGAGAGAGAGAGAGAGAGAGAGAGAGAAAAAGGACAAGCCCACUGUUCCUGUACUGUAAUAUUUAGACCUCAUGCUUUUUACUUUCACUUUAAUAUUAUCUGUCUUUUCUCUUGAUUUGAUUUUCUGUUCCAUUUCCUCACAUGUGUUCAAUUUUACUUUUAAUUUCUUCACUGUCCAAACAUGACGCCUAGUUGUUGGUGGGAGUCGGAGCAUCUUUGCCUAUUUUUUUAUUUUAUUUUAUUUUAAUUUUUUUGGUCCCCAGUAGAAGCACUGGCUCUGCAUGCGACUCUCUCUCUCUCUACAGUAGCUUGACGAUAUAAGCCGCGGACUGCAACCGUUUUUUUUGAAUACUGAGAGGUAUUAAAGGCAGGGGGGAGUUGUCUCUCUGUCUGGCUGUCUGUGUUCAGCGAAGGGAAAAGA
Molecule: messenger RNA, 2013 nt
Organism: Stegastes partitus (bicolor damselfish)
Lineage: Eukaryota; Metazoa; Chordata; Actinopteri; Pomacentridae
Gene: rgs17
Product: regulator of G protein signaling 17
Exons: 6
Coding region: 548-1177 (209 amino acids)
Source: RefSeq, a predicted model, not a curated record